Eleginops maclovinus (Patagonian blennie) is the source of this 2121-nucleotide messenger RNA. Its product is annotated as cytoskeleton-associated protein 2. The transcript has 7 exons. The record is from RefSeq and is a predicted model, not a curated record. Gene Ontology annotation, biological process: negative regulation of microtubule depolymerization. Lineage: Eukaryota; Metazoa; Chordata; Actinopteri; Perciformes; Eleginopidae. Gene Ontology annotation, cellular component: microtubule cytoskeleton. Bases 158 to 1888 code for a protein of 576 amino acids.
CCAAUAUGUUACAUAGCCAGUUGUGCCUGAGACUGUUUCAUAUUAUAGAGCAUCUGUGGGUGUGCUUCUUUGGAUGGGCUUUCUCUUCGUAUAUUAACAUAUACAACAAAAACAGAACUGGAAAUCGCCAUUGAAUUAACCACAUCGAGGUUUCACAAUGGAUAAUGUUGCAGUUUCUAAACGAAACAACACCAACAAGAAGGGAAACAAGGAAAAUGCUCAGCCUGUGUAUGGAUCCAAGUCCUUCAUCAGAAAAACGUCUGUUACUCCCUUCCAACUGACAAGCAACAAAAGAGAUGACACCUUGGUGAAAGAUGGUCCUCUUAAAUCCAAGGUGGACACAAAGUCUACGUCUGGUGAGGCCCUGCAAAAAGUAAAGCCUGUGCAGAAAACUGUUAAAGCUGCUGAUGUCAAACCACGACAAACACACAGCCGGGCAUUCCUCACCGAACAGGCUGUAAGACACAAGAAAAUAGUUGCAGAAGCUCCAAAGCCCCCAGCUACUGUUCGAUCAUCCAAAUCGGCUCCCGGCAUGUACAAAGGCAAGGUCGUCCAGUCUAAAAUUGGAUCCAUUUGGAAGUCAACUACCAGCAUUAGCGAGCUGGAUCUUAAACCACAAGCACCCAAAACAGAAGGCCAGAAGGUCGGAAAUGUCUCGAAACCCAGAUCCAAAUCUGUUGCUGACCUGCCUGGGUAUAGCAAGCAGAAACCUGUGAAGACAUGUCCCAAGUUGGCGUUGGGGAGACCUGCUCAGGUCUCCAAGCCUACCGUCUCCAGCCGCCCCCCCACAGGAUUCCGCUCUGCUCGUCCUCCUGCCAGUACCGCCCCAACAACACUAACCAGCACCAGAAACAAUAAAGUGGCUCCCACAAAGGGGACCAGCACUCAGAACUCAAAGAUUUCAGCCACAGACAAGAAGGUCAACAAACCUCCUGUCUCAAGUACCCUCAGUCAGUACAGAGUUAACAUGGAGACUGCAGAGGAAAGAAGAGCAAAACUUGCGGAGUGGAUGGCCUCCAAGGGGAAGAGUUUCAAGAGACCAGCCGGGGCGAUGGCCGAACCCUCUAAAACCAAAGUGCCUGCAAAACCUGCAGCUGAUAUCAAACCAAAGUCUCAGCCAGCUGCACAGAGAAACCCUGACCCUGAACCCAGACUGGAACACAAGCCGGACUCUGUUGCCACCGCUCACUGUGCAGACACACAGGGAGCAUCGUCAACACAAGGCCAAACUCCACUCAUCAUGAACACCACUCUGGACUUGCUGGAGAACUCUGAUGCAGGUCUGCUGCCCGGUGACUCACUGGGCAGUGUGGAUGAUAUUGUUGUGAACCUGUGUAGUGCUUUGGAGGCCAUGGUGACUCCCUCUAAAUGUGAUGGGCCCGCGCUGGUGACAGAUGUGUGCUCUGAUGCUGAAAUGGAGGACAGCAAACCAGAGGAGCUGAAGAAGGGAACGCCUGAGGAUGUUAGCAAGCAGCCAAAGGUUGAGCAAGUGAAGGAUCAAGUGGUGACGGAAGAAGAAGAAGAAAGUGAUGAUGAUGUAGAAUGUGUGACAGAGAAAACACCACAGAGGGAGUGUGCUUCAAUGAUAAAGUACAGUGUGAAGACCACCCCAUACCUGCAAAGUGUCAAGAAGACAAUCCAAAAGGAUGCCAGCACAAGUAGGUUGAAGAAACAGAGUAACAUCAAAGAUCUGAAGUUCCUGACACCAGUGCGACGCUCCUGCCGCAUCGAGCGCAAAUCGUCCCGGCUGCCGGCGAUGCUGAUGGACCCUGAUCCCUGCGUGUCCUCCCUGGCUGAGCUGGUGGGGCUGGACGACGAUUCCAACGCCUACAUCUACAGGAAGAACCCCGCUCUGCUGGAAGACCUGCCGGACCAGCCCAGUCAGUGAGGAGCCCUGUGUGGGACUGAGGCUAACAGACACUUUAUACUGAUAUUUGUAUCACUAAAAAACAGUUUUAUGCAGUUUAAUUUUAUUGAGUUAAACAUUGUCCUCGUUGUUGUAUUCUGAAUGUAUUGUAUUUUCAUUGUCUUUGCUAUCCUAUAACACUUUGUUCAUAUUUUAAAUAAAUGUGACCUGUAUUGCCAAACCCUAAUGCAAUAAAAGAAUGCCGUAUCGUAAAA